This is a messenger RNA of Dermatophagoides pteronyssinus (European house dust mite), 1539 nucleotides long. RefSeq lists its product as uncharacterized. Lineage: Eukaryota; Metazoa; Arthropoda; Arachnida; Sarcoptiformes; Pyroglyphidae. The record is from RefSeq and is a predicted model, not a curated record.
AUUUAAUUACCAGAAUUCUGUUAAAAUUAAUUUACACAACAAUUUAAUCAUUUUGGGGGAAAAAUGGAACAAGAAUUUAUAUUUAAAUAUCAAUUUCAAGUCGAUAAAAUGUUCAAUUUAAAUCCAUUUGAAAGAAAAAAAGGCAAACCAUUAACCAUGUUAAGCCUAAUUUUUUUUCUAAUAAUUUUUUCAUCAACAACUUUAACACAAAAAAUUGAUGUUGAUUGUACAAAUUUUAUAAAAUCAGCAUUAAAUAAAAUAUUAUUAAUUGGAAUGAUAAAUAAUGAACAAUUAUUAUUAAUAACAACCGAUUCAAAAGUAUAUCGUAUUUCAUAUAAUGAUAAUCCAACAACUGGUGAUAUUUCAUUUCCAUUAACAAAUCCAUUAACAAUAAUGGAUAUUUAUCCAAUAUUAUAUAAUGAUCAAAAAUUUAAAAGAAUAUUUCAACAAAAUUUAAUUAGAAAUUCAUUUAUAUUUAAAUGGCGUUCACGUUUACGUAUGAUAUUUAUAGCUGAUGAUACAAUUGAAUAUUAUCCCGAUUGGUUAUUAGUUGAAACAAAUAGAUUUCGUUUACCAUCAAUUGAAACAAUACCAUUAUCAAUAUAUGAAAAUGAUGGAUCAAUUUUAUAUAUACUUAAUAUACAAUCAACUGAAUUAAAAAUACAAUCAAUUUAUUUACAAGCAAUUCCAUGUGAAAUAUUUGAUAUGGAUAAUAUUUUAUAUGAUAAUCAAUAUCGUUAUAUUUGUUUUAGUUCAAGUCAAAAUACAAUAUUUAUUGAACCAUCCAUUGAAAAACGUUGUAUAUCACCGGUUAAAUUAUUAGUACGAAUGGGUUUUAUAACAAAUACGAAUGUUUAUUUAAUAACUGAAAAAUAUGUUUAUUUUUUUUCAAAAAAUGCAUUAAUUAAUUUGGGUUCUGAUCAUCGUUUCUAUAAAAUUGAAAUGACAUCAUUUUUUCGUUGUAAAGAAAAAGGUUCAAAACCACCAAUUGAAAAAGUUAAUAAAGAUGAACCUAUUUAUGAAGAUCAUUGGAAACCAAAAGACACGAAAAAAAAUCAAAAUGAAAAAACUUAUGAUGAAGGAAAACCAUUUGAUUUUAAUUUAAAUUAUUUAUGGAUUGUUUUAGUUGUUGUUGCAAUAAUGUUUUUAGGUAUUAUUUGCUAUAUACGACAAUUAAUACAUAAACGUAAAACAAUUCGUAUGGACAAAUAUAAACAUUCAAGAUUAUCAAGUUCAAUAAUAUCAUCAGAAAUACCAAGAUCAUCAUCAAGAUUGGAUAGUAUGAGAACUAAACGAUCAUCAAUGAUGAGUAGAUUGCUUCAUAGUAGUUUAUUUCCAAAUAGAGCAUCAAGAGCAUCAAUAGUUGAUUCAAGAAGAUCGUCACCAUCUUCAUCAAGAAUUGGACAAAAAAGUUCAAGAAGAUCAUCACCAUCAAGAUCACCAUCAUCAGGAAGAUCAACUGGAUCUUAUUUUCAAUCAAGACGAAAAUCGUCUAGAAGAUAAAGUAAACAACAACAACAACAACAACAAAUUCUCCUG